Molecule: messenger RNA, 1830 nt
Organism: Penicillium verhagenii
Lineage: Eukaryota; Fungi; Ascomycota; Eurotiomycetes; Eurotiales; Aspergillaceae
Gene: plb2
Product: lysophospholipase Plb2
Exons: 3
Coding region: 1-1830 (609 amino acids)
Biological process (GO): glycerophospholipid catabolic process
Cellular component (GO): cytosol; intracellular membrane-bounded organelle
Molecular function (GO): A2-type glycerophospholipase activity
Source: RefSeq, a predicted model, not a curated record
AUGAAUAUUUCAAUUGUACUCAAGCUGCUCCUUAUGGGGUUUCCAUGGCAAGUGGGGUAUAGCCAUCCGUCCGCCCAUAUUUUCCCCGAACAACGAGGUAUCAUGCAACCACAGCCAGACUACCCUCUUACCAUGAAAUCUUCAACGCUUGAUAAGAGAGCUUUUCCUAAUGCUCCCGAUCAAUACACCCCGCAGAGUGAAGUUUGUUCUACAGACAGACCAUCCAUCCGCAAUGGGUCAAUGUUAUCGACCAACGAAACCAAAUGGCUUGAGCAACGACGAAAUUUCACCGUUGAUGCAAUGAUAAAAUUCCUAGCUCGACAAGACUUGGGCUCUCUGAAUGGGUCUUCGUAUAUUGAGAAGAAUGCUGCCAAUGCAUCCGCGCUUCCAGUCCUUGGAAUUGCAGCAUCUGGUGGUGGUUAUCGAGCACUCAUGAAUGGCGGGGGCGCCUUGCAAGCCUUUGACUCUCGGACAGUCAAUUCCAGCCUUCCAGGCCAUUUAGGAGGUAUACUGCAGUCCGCUACUUAUCUCACUGGGCUGAGCGGGGGCAGUUGUGGAAAUGUGUGGAUGUUUCAAGAUUCAAUAUUUGUUGGCCCGACGCAGAGCACAGAUUUCGAUGUUCGGACGUUCGAAUAUUUCUCACAAAUACAGGAUGCCGUAGCCGGAAAAUACAGUGCUGGCUACAACACUUCCAUUACUGACUAUUGGGGUCGGGCACUCGCCUAUCAGCUCAUCAAUGCUACUGAAGGUGGUAUCAGCUACACCUGGUCAUCCCUUGCGUUAAGCACGGAUUUCCAGAGGGGGGCUACGCCCAUGCCCAUCAUUGUAGCAGAUGGUAGGGCUCCUGGGCAAGUUCUCAUACCUGAUAACACGACAGUGUUCGAAUUCAAUCCAUGGGAGCUCGGGACGUUUAAUCCACCGUUGGAGGCUUUCGCGCCUCUUCAGUUCCUCGGGUCAAAUUUUUCUGCUGGAAAGCUUCUUCCAGGAGAAAAAUGCGUUCGGGGGUUUGACAACGCGGGAUUUAUCAUGGGAACAUCAUCUUCGCUUUUUAACCAAGCAUUCCUGAUGGUUAACAACACUGAAGCACCUCAGGCAAUAAAGAAUUCUCUUAAUCGAAUCCUCGGCUCAAUCGGAGAGGCAAAUCAAGAUAUUGCCGUAUACGAGCCGAACCCCUUCUACCUAUACACCAGUCAGUCCGAAUACGCUAAUUCUACUGUCCUAACGCUAGUAGAUGGCGGAGAGGACCUUCAGAAUAUACCACUAGAACCUCUGCUACGGCCGCAGCGCAAAGUAGAUGUGAUCAUAGCACUGGAUUCCUCCGCCGAUACCAAUUCGCGGUGGCCUAACGGUACUUCCAUGGUCGCUACAUACCAGCGCAGUCUAAGUUCAUUAGGCCACAACAGCGGGAUCGCCUUCCCAUCCGUGCCGGACCAGAAUACCUUCGUCAACUUGGGGCUUAACCACCAACCUACCUUCUUCGGCUGCAAUAGCUCAAACAUGAGCAGCUCGGCGCCCUUGGUCAUCUAUAUUCCGAACUCACCGUACAUCUACCAAUCGAAUGUAUCUACGUUCGACUUGCAGUAUAAUACCACAGAACGUGAUUUCAUUAUCGAAAAUGGCUAUGACGUCGCUACGAUGGCCAAUGCAACAAUCGACCCGGACUGGCCGACAUGUUUGGCCUGUGCGAUCUUGAGUCGAAGUCUAGAGCGCACCGAUACCGCCGUCCCAGAAAGAUGCACGAUGUGUUUUCAGCGGUACUGCUGGAAUGGCACCACGAAUGACACAGAUCCGGGCACCUAUUACCCCCCUUAUGCACUCUCGCAAGCAUAA